AGAUCCCGUUCCUUUUGUCUGCAACCAGGACACUGCCUACUCGGAGCCGAGCUCUUCCCAGAUCCCACAGCUAUGUUCCGGAAAAGAAGCUCUCUCAUUCUAUGCGGGACGUUUCUGUUUGUAACCUGGAACGCCGUGCUGGUGCUGCUGCUGUGGGGCAGAGCGCCCCCGGGCCAGCCGGGUGCCGGGCAGCAGGAUCCGGCCUCCGUGCCCACCGAUGACUUGGUGGGAGACGUGAUCCGCGUCGCAGACUCCUUCGAAUCGGAGCUGGCAAAGCAGAAGGAGAUCCUGUCCCAGAUCCUGAGCCACCGGUCGCUGUGGAAGCCGGCCAACAGAAAGGGGGCAAAGGUCGACGUUCCCAGUCCGCCAGUCAUUCCCAUCCUGGUGAUCGCCUGUAACCGGGUCACAGUGAGGCGCUGCCUGGACAAGCUGCUGGAGCUGCGGCCCUCCGCCGAGCUCUAUCCCAUCAUAGUGAGCCAGGACUGCGGGCACGCCGCCACCGCCGACGUCAUCGCCUCCUACGGGGAUAAAGUCACUCACCUGAAGCAGCCGGACCUCUCUGACAUUCCCGUCCGGCCCGAGCACAAGAAGUUCCAGGGUUACUACAAGAUCUCCAGACACUACCGCUGGGCUCUGAACCAGGUCUUCCGGACCCUUUCCCACUCCUCCGUGGUGAUCGUGGAGGACGACCUGGAGGUGGCGCCAGACUUCUUUGAGUAUUUCCGGGCCCUGCACCCAGUGCUGCAGUCGGACCCCAGCCUGUGGUGCGUGUCGGCCUGGAACGACAACGGCAGGGACGGGAUGGUGGACCCCGGCCAGCCGGCGCUCCUCUACCGCACCGACUUCUUCCCGGGCCUGGGCUGGAUGCUGCUCCGGGAGGCCUGGGAGGAGCUGGAGCCCAAGUGGCCCUCCUCCUUCUGGGACGACUGGAUGCGGCAGCCGGAGCAGCGGCGGGGCCGCGCCUGCGUCCGGCCCGAGAUCUCCCGCACGCUGACCUUUGGCCGGCAGGGCGUCAGCCUGGGCCAGUUCUACGACAAAUACCUGAAGUUCAUCAAACUGAACUCUGAGUUUGUGCCUUUCACCAAGCUGGACCUGGCGUACCUGCAGGAGGACACGUACCGGACCAGCUUCACCAAGCAGGUGUACAGCGCCGCCGUGGUGACGUACGAAGACGUGAAGCAGGGCCGGCUGAGCGGGCCCGGACCAUUCCGGCUCCAGUACUCCAGCAAGGACAGCUUCAAGGUCAUGGCCAAGAACCUGGGCAUCAUGGACGACUUGAAGUCCGGCGUGCCACGGGCCGGAUACCGAGGCGUGGUCAGCUUCUUCUACAGGGGGCGGAGGAUCUACCUGGCCCCGCCUCCUGGGUGGAGUCAGUACGAUCCCACCUGGAGCUGAGGAUCCGCACAGCAUCUGACACAUUCCACACCAAAGAGAAACAGGAUUUCUGCUGUUUGCCUUUACAGAUGCUGGAUGUUUUGGAGGUUCAGCCAACACUACUCAGGUUUCCCCGCAGCUCACAACAGAUCUGCUGUAAACCACCAGAGCUCUAUUUUUCUAUGAUUCUGAUUGUGCACAUUGCAGCCAUGCACUUAAUGCAUCAGCCUAGUUUGCCUUAUUAUCUUUAAAUUAUUGGCGUUAGUCUGAGUUAAUCCUGGUUCAUCUAAUCUGUGAUUGUGUCUGCUGAUGACGGUGAUGAAACUAAAUUCUGCUCUUUCUGCUCACAUUUUGUCAGAUGAUUUUGUUUGAAAUAUUUGUUGCCUUGGAAUCACUGUGGGGAUUUGUAUGUUUUUUUAAUAAAAACAAAAUUAAUGCAGA
This is a messenger RNA of Poeciliopsis prolifica (blackstripe livebearer), 1815 nucleotides long. RefSeq names its product alpha-1,3-mannosyl-glycoprotein 2-beta-N-acetylglucosaminyltransferase-like. Gene Ontology annotation, cellular component: Golgi apparatus. Gene Ontology annotation, molecular function: alpha-1,3-mannosylglycoprotein 2-beta-N-acetylglucosaminyltransferase activity. NCBI's taxonomy places the organism in Eukaryota, Metazoa, Chordata, Actinopteri, Cyprinodontiformes, Poeciliidae. The coding region runs from base 73 to 1395 and encodes 440 amino acids. The transcript is spliced from 2 exons. The record is from RefSeq and is a predicted model, not a curated record. Gene Ontology annotation, biological process: protein N-linked glycosylation.